This is a messenger RNA of Symbiodinium necroappetens, 1458 nucleotides long. The record is from the annotation of a GenBank genome assembly. Lineage: Eukaryota; Dinophyceae; Suessiales; Symbiodiniaceae.
AUGGAGGACAGCUCUAAUCCAGUCUCGCUGGAUUGGGCAGCUUCGGUGAACCUGCCCAUGGAUGUGGAGGCCGUGGCAGCCACACAGCUGGACCCCACCACGCAGCUGGACCCUGCCACUCCUCUUGAGGAGGCUUUGACCGCAACCUUGAGGGAGGAGGCACUGGCAGUGACACCAGUUAAGAAGCGGAGGCAGUCCUACGAGGCCCUGCUGUCUCCAGUCAAGACGUCUCCUACAGCUUCCGCCUCGUCGACCUUCGCCAUGGUCAAGGAGGAUCCCUACCUGGCAUCUCCAAGUCCGUCGGUGAAGAGUCCCAUGGACCUUGCAGAUGAGGAGCUUGAGAAGGUGCUGCAGAAGCACUUUGGCAGACGACCGGAGCCUCUGUCCCGUGUUCUAGAACAGGCCGCAGACCCAGCAGCACUGCCAGCGUCACUAGAGGACGUCAGAAUAGGGAAGAAAGUCACGGAGUUCCCCGUGGAGGUCCAGAAAAGGUUGGUGUCGCUCUACCUGGUCGGGCUGCAGUGUGGCAUCCACCGUCCUGAGGAACAGCCUCACUUGGUGCUCCUGACCUCGGACGGUUUCUGGCAUCCAGUGCUGGAGCGGCUUCUUCAGGGCAUCAUGGAAAAGUCAGGACCACCAAAUCAGCAGCUCCUGGAGGAGAUGCCCGUGGAGCAGCUGAAGAGUCGCACGCUUCUGGCUGAGAGCAAUAUCGGCGUGGUCCACGUGCUGCGCUUCUCAAAGUACCUGAAGCUCGGAGCCUCUCACCUCGAACUGCACUGCAAGAGACGGGACCAAGGGUUGUCAGCGAGACUUCAGCUCUACAAGCGCCAGUACGCUUCCGAGGACUGUCGCCUCGAAAGCCUGCCCGUGGUCGUUGUCUGCCGCACUGCAGCCCAGGCACUUCUCCUGGAAGGGUUUCUACACCACUACAUGCGACGAUGGUAUCCCCAAAUGGUCAUCUCGGAGUCUGACACAAAGCAGCUUUACAGCCUCGACGCGCAGGACGUCCUUCUGCAGCAGCUGCACUGGCGCGCACAGCGCUCGGCUCGCCAGCUCAAGGUCUGGAAGCAGUGGCUUGACCAGCAGACCAACGUCGUUGGCUCCACGGACACCGCUCUGCCAGAGGAGAACUCGCGAAGCGGAGCGACUCUCGCUGAGGCUGUGGUCUGUGGAUCUGGGAUGGAUGAGAGGACCCUCGCCAUGGUGCAGGGCCUCUUUGCAAUGAUCUUUGGAGCUGCCGUCCUUAGUCUUUUGAGUGAAGCGCAAGUCUUUCCCAGGCGCUGCAUAUGCCAGACUGGUCCCGGGAUUUAUGGCUUCUGCGAGGUGUGGCAAGAUUGCCGCACGGUCAUCAGCUUCAUGAUGGGCGCACUGAUAUGCCACUGUACCAGAUGCUCCAAAGGAGAUGAUGAUCAAGAGCCAAGUGGAAGGAAAGGGCUCCAUCUGUCCAUGAUUUGGUGA